AUGUUGCGUUGGGGCAUUCUUGGUACCAGCUUCAUCUCCGAUACGGUGGUAAAGGCCAUCCUCGCCAGCCCUGGUUCACGCAUCACGGCCGUCUUUGGGCGCAACGAGGCUCGACUCGCAGCCUUUGCCGCAAAAUACAACAUCGCCACCAAGUAUCAAGACUUGGAUGCCCUGCUCGACGAUGCUGAAGUCGACGUCGUCUAUGUAGGCUUGCCUAGCCACAUGCACUCUCCCGCAGUGAUUGCUGCUGCGAAGAGGGGCAAGGCUAUCCUCUCUGAGAAGUCGCUUGCAACGACCAUGGAAGACUCCCAUGCCAUGAUUGCGGCUGUUAAGGAGGUAAAUGUCUUCUUCCUUGAGGGACUUAUGUAUCUCUGCCAUCCUUUGAUGGAGAAGGUCGCCUCAAUUGUGCAGUCUGGUGUUCUCGGCACAGUCAAGGGCAUGUCUGGUUACUACGCCGCCAACAUCUGGAAGAAAGCCAACCCUCUUGGAAUGGGCACUAUUUACAAUUUGGGCUGCUACCCGGCUUCUCUGGUGCACUUUAUCAUGGAGACAGCGUUUGGAUCUGAAGCAUUUGGAAAGAGACAAAUCACCGGACUGGGUAACGUUUCCAACGAGGGCAGCUUGCAUGUUCGGGAUGCUUCUCUCAAUAUCCGGUUCGACAAUGGAGUUUUGGCCACCAUUCAAUCCACUGAUAGCUUUGGCAACGACUUUUCCUUUUCGAUCCAGGGUGACAAAGGCGUUCUACGAUUCAGGACAAACCCGUGGCUCCCGCUGGCUGGUGAUAACAUCAUCGAGAUCAAGACGUACGGCGGUUCCACAGAGGAAAUUGUUGUCAGCGCUCAGAUGGAUGCUUUUGGGCAUCAGGUCAAGCGUGUGGAAGACUGUAUCGCCCAGGGUGUCAAAGAAGCCCCCCGACCAUCACCCAGCUGGACAAAUUCUGUUGAAAUCAUGGGACUGUUGACCGAUUGGGAGGCAGACAUCAAAAAGCGACACUCUGAUUAG
This is a messenger RNA of Trichoderma asperellum CBS 433.97, 1002 nucleotides long. RefSeq lists its product as uncharacterized. Lineage: Eukaryota; Fungi; Ascomycota; Sordariomycetes; Hypocreales; Hypocreaceae. Gene Ontology annotation, molecular function: nucleotide binding. The record is from RefSeq and is a predicted model, not a curated record.